AUCAUAUACCUCAACCCUCAAACAAAGUCUCAUCAAUGGAUGAUUCAAUUCUUGCAAGAAACACAGCUGAUGACAUUGAUGAUGAGAACAACAAUGCCCUCGGAUUCACACACAACCAUGAAUUGAGCUCCAACAGUUUUCUUGCCAGCUUGAUCAAACAUUCUUUCCUUCUUGGAGCUGACAAGUUGCUGAUGUCCAAGAAACCUCGACCCUUGACCGUGUCUGAUUUUGAAACUCACAGUGAUAGAGACGAUGAAGAAAGCAACAGUUGCAAGAAUGGAAAAUUCAAAGGUAAAUAUGCUUCAAAACAAAGCAAGAAGGCAAGUGGAAGGUACAAAACCUAUGCAAUUCAGACAACUUCCUUGCAUUCCAGCAGCAUUGACAACUAUUGUUUCAAGAGCUGUAAUGAUCUCCCACUCAAUAUUGUUUCUUUCUUGACUGUGCUAAUGCUUAAGGUGGCUGGCUAUCAGAUAAGCUUGUUUCUGAGGAUCUUUAUGUUUCCCAUGUCGUUUUUCAACUUCUGCCUGAUGUUUGUGCUCUUCCCGUUUCAAAUGCUGAUGCGAAUGAGAGAUCAAAUGACAAAGAAGAUGCUGAGAGCAUGCGAUGCAUCCUACACGAGUGUUUUUUCCUUUGUAUGCAGUAAGUUCAAGUCGCAGAGGUCGGUGCUCAAAGUUGGCAGGGCGUUUUUCUGCGCCGCCUAUGUGUUUUUCGUGCUUGUCGUGCUGUUGGUUUCAGGAUUUGUGAUAGGUGGGAUCGUGAUGAGGAAUUUGGUGGAACGGUCGGUACAUACAACUGAAACUCUAAAUUUCGACUACACUAAGACUAGCCCGGUUGCCAUCGUGCCUGUUACUUCGUCCCUUGUCAAUGGAGUGCUGUCUAAGUUGUAUGAUCAGACGUCUGGUUCAGGAAACUUAGGCCGACGUGCUAUCCCUUAUAAUCACAAGCUGCAGCUUACUGUUUCAUUGGCCUUGCCUGAAUCUGACUACAACACGAAACUCGGGAUCUUCCAGGUUCGAGUAGAGAGCCUGUCUGCCAACGGAAAGGUGAUUCUCGGUACGAGUUAUCCCACGAUGCUACGUUUCAAGAGUCAGCCGGUCCGUGUUAUUGAGACACUAUUCAACAGCAUUCCUCUCAUUGCUGGCCUGAAAUCCGAAGUCCAAGACCUCAAAAUUGUGAUGGGAGAAUUCACUGAAGGACACGAGCCGACGGCCUGGUUUAAGGUCAUGCUCGAGCCAAGAGCAGAGUUCCAGGCCGCGGGUUCAGGCGUGCCUGAAAUUUAUAGUGCAUCCCUUGAAAUUGAAUCUGAACUACCUCACCUGAAAAGACUUGUCUGGAACUGGAGGCGGGCGAUAUUCGUGUGGAUCAGCUUCACUUCGUUCGCGGUAGAGACGAUGUUUUUCAUGCUCUUCUGCAGGCCUGUGGUGCUUCCAGGAGGAAGGGCAAAGAGUGUAGGCAGUAACAAGAAAUCUUGGCCUGAUAAGAUUUCAUGGCACAAAGGAGUUUGAGCGAGGGUGAGUUGUACUAAUAAGGUUGAUGUUGUGAUCUUAUGUUCAAAUAAUUGUGACAAGCAGUUUGUGGUACUUUGUUCCAAGUGUACUUUUGUUCAUGUCUAUGUUGAGAAAUGAAAGCUGAUCCAAAUGUGUGUGUUAAACUUCCUA
Molecule: messenger RNA, 1658 nt
Organism: Sesamum indicum (sesame)
Lineage: Eukaryota; Viridiplantae; Streptophyta; Magnoliopsida; Lamiales; Pedaliaceae
Product: seipin-2
Biological process (GO): lipid storage; lipid droplet organization
Cellular component (GO): endoplasmic reticulum membrane
Source: RefSeq, a predicted model, not a curated record